Molecule: messenger RNA, 10294 nt
Organism: Biomphalaria glabrata
Lineage: Eukaryota; Metazoa; Mollusca; Gastropoda; Planorbidae
Product: glutamic acid-rich protein-like
Exons: 22
Coding region: 5411-6346 (311 amino acids)
Source: RefSeq, a predicted model, not a curated record
GAACUGAUUCAAUCCAGUAGAUCAGUACUACACAGACUAAAGCCCGCGGGCAGCGGGUCUUAUCCGGUUAGUAACAAAUAAAAUUGGGAAUUCCCGAGAUUACAAAAUCGCUCAUCGCCAAUUAAGGAUCUGUUUUUAACAGUCGUUUUUUAUCGCAGGACAUAUAUUUGAGACACAACAAACAGAUACUGCUGCAGACAAGAAGAGAAUAUAGAUUUAACCCACGGCAUAAAACGGCCUAAUCAGCAUCGUGAGCAGCAUAAUAUAAAGGUCAAAGUUGCAUCCACGGAGAAACAUAAAUUCUGCCAUCCUCCUUAUUCCUCAUUGAAGAUAAAAUGGCAUCAUUCGUAGACCAGGCAAAGUGAAAUCAAGCAUUCUGCAAUCACCAUCAGGCUUAAUGUCAUUAAAUAAAAUAUUAUUAAUUUUACUUUAAAAAAAAUUGAAUAUACUUUGAGGUUAUUUUGAUCAUGUCGACACUACAAAGGACAAGCGAACUCAAACCCGAGCAGUUCCAAGUAGGAGACGUACUUCAAAUGGUAUCUGGUGAUAAAGUAUUUCAAGGAGUAUACAUAGAUUCUGGUGACGUUGUGUAUGCAGUAACUUUGGACAUUCCCGAUGACGCUUUAUUCUUAAGGAGAUUGUAUUACAAACUUUACCCACAACUAGUGACAUUAGGUUCACUCUCUGAUUUUGACCAAGUGGUACUUAAACUAAGAAGUGAUGUGAAAGAAUCGUUCAAAGUCGCAGAGAGAGCAGCAGUUGAAGUUGGAAGUACGACACGUUUAAGCAACAGCGAAUUUGUGGAACAUUGUAGUAACAUAGCUCAUCGGACGUCUUGUUUGAGCCUAGAAACAGUAUUUUAGAAAAUGCAGAAAAAGGCUAAACUCAUCUUGAAAAUGACAGUCCUGAAUAAUAUAAAAUGUGUAUCUUAAUUAUAAAUACGCACACAAACACACACAAUCUAUCAAUAUAUAAAUGUGUAUGUGUGUGUCUUAAGUAGUUAAAACUACUGUUGUAUUGUACAGAAGAGGCACAUUUUGGAAUCAUGUGAAAAAAAAACAUUGUGUGACAUUAUUCAAUUCUAAUAAGUGGGUUCAACUUGUUGCUAGAACAUUUAUUUUCACAUAUGUUCUUAUUCAUUUUGUUUUCACACCAAAUUGUUUUUGUUUUGUUUUUUUAACACCGCUGUGCAAUUCUAAUUCAUUUGUAAUUCCUUUAACCCAUAUCUAUUAUGCAUUUGUAAAAUACGACUAACUGACUCAUUGAUCACAGGAUCUCUUAAACUGUCGUUCGAAGUCGCAUGAAAUUUCAUACAUUUGUUCUUUUUACCUCCUAGGUGCUCAUUAAGAACCAGAUUUGAUAUGUUCCCAGCCUGUGGACCGCUAUUCGCGAGAAACUGCAAGCUUUCUAUCAAACCUUUGUAUUUUAUUUUCGGUACUUCCCAAAAUGACGCUGUCUGCAUAUACAGCAUUCAAAAAAUAUCACAAAUCUGUAUUUCAAAUCAUUUUUAAAAAUAUUCCUAACGUCAUUUCCGCUUCCUCUUAGACACGGUCUAAAUGAAGAAACAAAACCAAUCGUAAUAUCAUUAAUAAGAGGGAGAAAGCGAGAGAGAGAGAGCGAGAGAAAGCGAGAGAGAGAGAGCGAGAGAAAGAGAGAGAGAGCGAGCGAGAGAAAGAGAGAGAGAGAGAGAGAGAAAACAAGGAACGUUAAUAUGUAUCACUAUUUAAAACAAAAUAGAUCUAUUGUUAUUUCGCUACAUUCAAACGGAAUGAGAUCAACGCUAUAUAAUCAAGGUUGAAAUAUAAUAUAAAUUGAAUUGAGAAAGCCGAAGAAAAGACAUAGUGUAUGAAGGACUAACUUUUUGUAUUUGAACGGGGAAGGGGGAGGUUAAGCAAAGUUGCUACUAAUGUUAACGGGUCAAAAAUAUGAGGGCAUAUAUGUGUUGGGGGGGGGGGAGCAUUAUGAAGCCGGUCUUUCCAAAUGAAGUCAAAAGUCUAUGACGGAGAAAUUAUGAUGCGCAGGUUAAAAAAAAACAAAAUGGGAGUUCCAUAGAAAAAAGAGAGAAUGAGAAAGAUAGAGAGAGAAGGAAACAAAGAGCGGGCCUUAAAAUUUCAUAACUCAUCAAUUCACGUGCUAAAAAAAAGUAUGUUAGGUACCGUUUAUUACUAUUUAAGAAGUAGAAGAAACAAUAUAAAGCCAGGGAACAAAUCAACGGGCGUAGCCGGUGUGUACUUCUAGUUGGUAGUUAUUUUUAUCCUACUAACCACAGACUUAGUCACAGACUUAGUCACAGAGUUAGUCACAGAGUUAGUCACAGAGUUAGUCCUACUAUUACAGAAAAUGGUGUGCUGCGGCCUCCUAAACAAUAAUGACGAAUUUCUGCGUAUUUCUUACUUACUUCCCCAGUGCAGCCAACGUAAGCAAACUACAGUUUCCAAAUUUCUUGGGCGUAGCCAAAAGGGGUUUUGUGGUUACCCUUCCCCCUCCAAUACAAAAAGUAAAGCAUUUUACCAUUUUCUACCAGUCGCUGGACUCCAUUGAAUAGCAGAUUUGGUUUUUUAUUCUUUUAGUGGAAGAGUAGCAGGCUAAUUGCACUGUAGAUACCUCAGAAUAUGCAUUUUUAAAGUUUAAAAUAACGGAGAUAAUGCUUGGUUCCGGGGCUUCGCCUAGGACCCCACUGGGGGGAGCUUACAGCGCUCCCCAAGACUCCCUAGCUGCCCUUUGGCGGUGUGUACUGUCUUUCCACUAAUUAUAGGAAGAGAGUAUUCUAGGGUAGAAAAAACGUUUGAAAGAAUGAAAGAUCAGAAUGUAAUGAAGAUUAAUUACAUAUACUAAUAUUCUCCUCAUCCUUAAUCUUCGAUGACGAUCGUCAAAACGUCAAGCGUCAUCCUGCACUUUUGAGCUUCAGAAACUCAUUUUUGAAUCUAAAUGCACUUUUCUGGUAGAAAGAAGAUUACAGAUCAAAUAAAGUUUCAUCAAGAAGUGAAGAAACUAGUGUUUUGUUCUGAUGUAAGAUGGUAGAAGAAUCGCGUUGAAAUAUCUCCUUCUAAAUCACUUUUGGAAUCAGUAUUGUUGCCAACGACUUUUGCUAAAAAAGAAAAGAAAAAAAAAAAAAAAGAAAAUGAGAAAAAAAAAAAAAAAAAAAAGAAGAAAGACUUUGAUCAGUAUUUAUCAAACCAUUGUUUCACUGGUGGUACUUGAAGCCAUGCCAAGUGGUUCACUUGUGACUCAUUUUUUAUGAAUCUGUGCCUGGAUCUUUCUUUUUUUCCCCCUCUCUUUUCCAAGUUUAUCUUAGAGGAUAUGAACAAUUUAGAACCAAAAGUAGCUUUUCAUUUUGAUUUAUACCCCCUUGAGUCAUGUUGAGUCAUGUCUUAAAAUCAUAGUUUCUGUACUUAAGCGACAUAACAAAACGCUUCAUAAUAUUUCCGUUCAAAUGAAAAAUAUUAUAAGUGACAAUCUUUCCAUCCAGCAGCAAGUGAUACUGAUGGAGAUAUCAGAUAAAAAACCUAGCCUUAAAAAAAAUUCCGAAAAAAAGAUCAGUGAAAGAAUUCUGGCAUCAAGUGAAGAAAGAUCAAAAUGAAAUCGGUGCUAAGUCGAAUAAUGUUAUGCUAGGCUUCAGCUCGAAGUAUGUUUACAAAACGACCUAUUCUGUCUGUCAAGACAAGCAUACAGACUAUAGCAAGAAACUCUUUGGGAUUGGAGCACGGGCUGGUGAUCUCAGUAGACACGCCUUCUCCACGGAUCCAUGAUUGCAUAUGACCAAAGUCUAUGACAUAAAAAACACGCAUAUAUAUACACACACAUACACACACACACACACAUAUAUAUAUAUAUAUAUAUAUAUAUAUAUAUAUAUAUAUAUAUAUAUAUAUAUAUAUAUAUAUAUGUGUGUGUGUGUGUAUAUCUGAUGGUUGUCACCCGGUGAGGCACACACUCCCCGUACCACCUAGUGAUGCCACUGUCAAGAAAUCUCUGUCACUGUCCUUGCCUGAACCCUUAGAACUGUAUAUGUGUUUUGUUUUGGGUCGCUAAGAUCAGUCUCACCUUACUUCGGCCUCUUAUUGGCUUCUAUUGCAAGGCGUGUGAACAUUGAGAAACCACUUUCACUCUUCUAUCCUUCAAAGUUGGCAUUUGUUUUUUUACCCUUUUGACCGCCUGGGCUGAAUAUUAAAUAUACCUAGGCAUUUUGAUAAAUGUCAAACUAUCCAUCAGGUUAUUUCAAUUUGAUGACCUUAAUUAGUUAUUGACUGUUGAUAGCAACAACAAGCUAUUAUUGACUCGACUCGUAGAGCUGCUUAAAUGAAAAACAGACACCAGAGAUGUGCUAUAACAUUUAAUAUGAUGUUUUAUUUACGCCUGCCCUGGAUGUGGCAAAAUAUGUAGGUCACAGCUAGGGCUGCGUAGCCACGGAAAAUACUGCAUUACUCAAUAAUCUUCGGACUCGAAGACAUCUUAAAUAACAAUAGUUAAGACAAGGGACAAUACCAAGCUGAACAAGAAUCGUAAUUAUUGUAGGCGACGCAUUUGUUCAACACUCGAACACAGACAAUGAAAUAUAAAGUUCAUUUUUUGUUUGAAAACAAUGUAUAUUAUCAAGAGGGGAAAUAUCUUCCCGAAAUUAAGCAAUCCAAUGUAAUAGAAGUGUAGAUCAAAUUACGUAGAAAUAAAACUGUUGGCUCUAAAGUGCUAAAAUAAUAAUAAUAAUAAAAAAAGCAGCGAACUCCGUUUUUUUUUUAAAACAAAAUUCACACUUUGUAUAUGACUUCCUAGAAACCAAUCCUUUUCAAAGCGAGGCGUCAUUGCACAUAAUGUCCGCCAAAUUAUUUUUCGGUUUUAAUAGGCCAUGCAACAUUGGAGAUUCCCAAUUUCCACCAUUUUAAAAUUGUGAGUUUCAUUGCAGAUAUGCGAAAAGGAUGAGCAUUAAUUUGUUUUAUGAUGUGGAAAUCUUUUAUCAUGUGUGAUGUGUGUGUUUAAUAAGCUGUUCAAUACAUAUGCUGGUGACGUUGUGUACACAGAGACUUUGGACAUUCCCGAUGACGCUUUAUUCUUAAGGAGAUUCUAUUACAAACUCUUCCCCCAAUUAGUCACAUUAGGUUCCCUCUCUGAUUUUGACCAAGUGGUUCUUCAAAAGAGAAGCCAAGUCCAAGAUUCCUUUCAAAUUGCAGAAAGAGCAACCUAUGAAGUUGGACGUACAACUCGCUUGAACAACAUUCAGUUUGUUGAGUAUUGUUGGACGUACAACUCGCUUGAACAACAUUCAGUUUGUUGAGUAUUGUUGGACGUACAACUCGCUUGAACAACAUUCAGUUUGUUGAGUAUUGUUGGACGUAAAACUAAAACGACACCAAGUCUGGUACCAGCACUCUUAACAAUAUCUGCUGUUGUAUUGCAACGAAAAAAUAUCGAUACAAUGGCUACUGCAUUUUUCAAAGACUAUUUUACAGUCAUCAGAAGAAUGAUUUUUGGAUACUUGGCAUAUGUAACAUUAUCAACCGUAAAAGAUUUAACUUUGGUCUGUUUUAUAGAAAUGGUCCAAGAACCCACAAUAAGUCACGAAAUGGAAAGUGUAACAUUAAAGACUGAUCGAGAAUAUGACAGCGGACAAACAGAGGGCGUCCGAAUCUCAUAUAGAAAAAGUGAAUUUGAAGAUUACAAAUCCAGUACAAAGAAUGCAGAGCCUGACCUGGAGGACGCAGAUGUCAAUAAAGAUGCGGAGAUAACACAGAAUUGCAAACAAAUUCAUGAAGAUGAAGAUAUUGACGAUAGCGAGGAUGAAAAGGAUGAAGAAGUAAAUGAUAGCGAACAUGACGAGGAGGAUAAAAUUUUUAUUAUCCAAGAUUAUAAAAAUGAAAAAGAUAUAUAUGAUACAUUUGAUGACACUAAAGAAGAUGAAGAUGUUAGUGACAAAAAAGAGAAGGACGAAGAAGAGCCUCUUAUGGAGCCAGAAAAAAUUGUCAUUUUCUAUACUCUAGAAGACGAUCAAAUAAGGAGAGAGAUCAGAAAAAUGUGCCGUGAUUACAAAGAAAUGGCUGACAUGUUUAACAAUAUUGAGACAUUGAUAGAUCAAGAAACUAAAGAUUUUCCCAAAUCAACUCUUAGUUCCCAAGCAAAGCAAUUACUCAAGACUUUAAUGGAUCCAGAAAAACACGAAAUUUUAAUAUCGUUUUUGUUAUAUUCAACUGAUUACAACAUACAAGUCAAUUAUCGUAAAACGAUGGUAAUUUUACAAAAGAUAUUCAAAGACUUACAGACAUCUGGGAGGUCAAUUGACACCAUUCAGAUGAUAUUACGAUCGAUCCUGAAGAAAGCGGGAAUGCACUCUGGACUGUUCUCGGCCCUCCGGUGACAUGUUUGAGCAAGGAUGUUAGACUCUGGACUGUUCUCGGCCCUCCGGUGACAAGUUUGAGCAAGGAUGUUAGACUCUGGACUGUUCUCGGCCCUCCGGUGACAUGUUUGAGCAAGGAUGUUAGACUCUGGACUGUUCUCGGCCCUCCGGUGACAUGUUUGAGCAAGGAUGUUAGACUCUGGACUGUUCUCGGCCCUCCGGUGACAUGUUUGAGCAAGGAUGUUAGACUCUGGACUGUUCUCGGCCCUCCGGUGACAUGUUUGAGCAAGGAUGUUAGACUCUGGACUGUUCUCGGCCCUCCGGUGACAUGUUUGAGCAAGGAUGUUAGACUCUGGACUGUUCUCGGCCCUCCGGUGACAUGUUUGAGCAAGGAUGUUAGACUCUGGACUGUUCUCGGCCCUCCGGUGACAUGUUUGAGCAAGGAUGUUAGACUCUUCCAGCAAACGUAACAACAAAACCAGGUCGAGAAUGUACACACACAAAUCUUAGACAAUACGUUUUUUUAAUGACUUUAAGUCUUAGCUAUAAAUUAAACUAUAGAUAAUUAUUGCUAUCCUCGUAUAUUGAUAAUAAUAUUUUAAAAGGUUAGGGUGAAGAAAUAAACUGGUAUUAGGUUUUAACUAUUCAAUGUGAGUAGUUUAAAGGUAAAUUUGAAAAAGAAAGCAUAACACUCAAUUGAUAAUUUAAUUAAGUUGGUUAUAUUUUGAAAUUCUGUAGUCAAUAUAAAAGUUUUGAAUAUCUUUACAAGAACAUUGCUGAAAUAUCUCAAUUUUGGAGACACGCUUUGUUCUAAUAAAUUCAUUAGUAUUAUUUUAUUUAAAUAUUUUAUAAUUAUUACAUUUCGAACUUUGAUUUUUUAAACAUUACAAUACUGGUUACAAAGAGAACUAGUGUGGAGACACACUCAAAGUCGGCCCCCGAAGUGGCCCACUCAGGCAGGUUUCAAUAUUUUCAGAAAGAAUUUCAGAAACUAUGAACUACAAACUAUCAACAACGACAACUCUAUCUCCUAUCAACAACGACAACUCUAUCUCCUAUCAACAACGACAACUCUAUCUCCUAUCAACAACGACAACUCUAUCUCCGUCAAUACAAAAAGAAGAAACGUGUUCGUGUCGAGAAUGUUGCUGAUACUGUUGUAUUGUUAGUUCGACUAAAGACUUGAUACCUUAGGAUAUGGAAAUUUGUUAAAGUUAUUAUUAUUACAUUGUUAAUAUUUAUAUGUAUUCAAUGAGCUGAUAGUUUUGGAGAUAUGGCCAAAUCCCAGACUGCAUCACUAUGACCAGUUAAGCUUUGUCAAAAAAAGUAUGCUCAAACUCUAUGGCCACACCACAAGGUCCUCAGAACUCUCAAAGACCUUCCUUCAAGGAACAGUACCAGGAAGAAGAAGAAGAGGAGGACAGAGAAAGCUAUGGGAAGUGAACGAAAUUCAAUCCAAUGCAAAGGACAGAGGGAGAAAGACUGUCGACAGAUCUUGCGUGGUUCCCAAACGGUCCAACAGACUAAGGGAUAGAUGAAGGUGAACUUCAAUGUGACCCUGGACUAACUGAUGUUAUUGAAUGAUUAUCUAAUUGUUUUGUAACGGACCAAACUCUCAUUCAAAGCCUUAGGAAAAAAAAAUUCCCUAUAAAAAUAUAAAUGAAAGCAAAUGUUUGUAUUUAAAACCUAUGCAUUGGUAUAGUUGCUGAAAGUGUAUAGGACCACACUAUUUAUUAAUUGUUGUAUUGCAUUAUAUUCAACUUAUAUACAUACUAAUAGGUUUUUUUCUCUUUAAAAGAUAGUAAACAUUUUUUGUGUGUAGAUGUAGGUAAAUAGUAUGACAGAAAUUAAUUUAUUUUACAGUGCAAUUAUAAAAAGAAAAUUACACAAAAAUCUAUAAACGUUUUCAUAAAUGUGUUUCAUAUAUGGUGUAGAGUAAGUAUGUCUUCUGAAUUUUAUAUCUUUAUUUUACUAAUAAUAAAGAAUGGUUUUUAUAACUGCUUGAAGUAACGUCUGUAUUAUAUAAGAUAAUAUAAGAUUGACAUAUUUGAAGCUAUUACAUCAGCUCUCAAUUAAAGAGCUUAGACAAGAGCUUUGGGGCCGAGGUUUAAAAUCCCUCGGUAGCAAUGAAACGCUCACGGCUCGUCUGCAACAAGCCCUGAUCAAUGAAGAAGAAGAUCCGGAGACCUACACGUUUGAAAUUGAACUUGGGAUUGUUGAGGUCAUUGGCAAGAUCCAGGACUAUGUGGAUGCAUUUGAUGAACAACUGAACAUGAUUGGGAACAUGAUGGGAAACAUGAGCAGGAACAUAAUGUUGAACAAUCUAGAUGAAAGUGUAUUGCAAGUAGAAGGCCAAAUAGACCAAAGUGAUAAAAUUGUGUCACAAGCAAAAGGAGGAAUAAACUCGUUAGGGAAGGAGCAGUUGCCUGGUCAGGACUGUGGCUGCACAAACAGUGGUGAUGGAGGCGCUGGGGAUUGGAGCGCUGUCUGUGACUGUGUUGUGGGCAAGUCUUGUGGGCGUGACUUUCUAGACAAGAAACGUGACAACGAUUGCUGCAACGAUCUUAACGGAAUGUAUCGAAUUGAAGGGAAAGAGACAAAUGAAGAAAUUCAAGUCUGUUACGUGCCUGAAGCGUUUGUUUCAGUUGUACCUUUACCAGUACCUUAAUGAGCUGGACAGAUCAAGACAACGUUGGGUCUGCGUUUAAGCCUGCUGCUAUGGACCUUAAAGACCUCUGCCUAUCUGCCGGUGCUCACGAGGGAAAUUCGAAGCUUGACAACUACAUCCAGAAGUUUAGCAUGAACUGUACUUGCGGCGCAUCACAGAUAGAAUUUAGAUGCCAAGAAAACCACCAACAAGGCAUGUGUACUUCUACCAUCAUCAUCGACAUUGGCAUAGAUGAAUGUCAAUCAAACCACUCUAAAUCUGAGCUGUCAGAGGAAGUCAUUUUCCACUUGAACCUGAAGAGACCUAUCUUCUGGACGUGAGACUGUUAUCUGAGGAUGACUGCGGUGCAUUGGACUUUGUUUGCAACGUGGCUGCAUGUGAACCUGCAGCUCCCUUGAGAGGCGUCUGUCUGGAAGGUCUGCUGAGACAGCGUGUCCGAUCAACGGCUGUGCUGAAGAAAACAGUGCUCGACACUAUCUCUUUGUGUGUCAAACGGCCACGUCAUCGUCGCAACAACAGCCUGGUCAACUGGAGAAAGAGAAAGCGGCACUGGAGGAAAACAGAGCGGAUGGCUUCGUGGAGAACACGCUCCCUGCCGCCUGUGGCUCCGACUGAUCGACCUCCACCUGAACUGUCAAACCUCAGCUGCAGUGUUUCUUUUCGGGACGAAAAGUGCUAAGACGGUGGCAAUGUUAUGUCUCUGCCAUGCGCGCCGCCCGCCAGACUAGUGCAGAGAUGCGCACUUCUAGUAACCAGACUAGGAAAGGAUGUUGACAUUAGGAGACAAACGAUUUCCGCCCAAGUAGAGAGCCAAUAUGGAGAGAUAGUGCCUAAGAUAGAUGUUGUUUUGUGUACCUGUGAUGUCGUGUAAAUAAACGUCUAUGUGUCGUUGAGUUGCCUCCCUUCCGUUAUUACACUAUUAUUUCACGUUAUGAAAUCGCAGCACUCCAACACCAACACUAAUCGCAAUCUGCAAUCCUUCGUGUUUAUUAAUAAAAGGUAGAUCUGGCCAAUUGAAAUCAACUCUUAUUAUUAUUAAAUAUUAUUAUUAUGUUAGAUACGAACGAGAAUUCAUUCUCUAGCGCUGCCAGGGUCGAAUUUCGUUAAGAGUGAAACAAAAUUAAUUGUAGUGCCUUUAUCUGUGUCCAAUGAGGAAUUUAUCUGGUGAUGUGUCAGGUAUUUUUUAGUAUAUUAUUAUUAUUAUUUUUUUGUUGGAAAAGAACGAGUAUUAAUAUUAAUAUUAUUAUUGUUAUUAUUAAUUUGUUAUUAUUUUGUUAUUAUUAUUACAUAUGUUAUAAUUU